Molecule: messenger RNA, 4227 nt
Organism: Aureococcus anophagefferens
Lineage: Eukaryota; Pelagophyceae; Pelagomonadales; Pelagomonadaceae
Exons: 4
Coding region: 1-4227 (1408 amino acids)
Cellular component (GO): membrane
Molecular function (GO): calcium ion binding
Source: RefSeq, a predicted model, not a curated record
AUGACGACGCCCGGCGAGUACGGCGGCGUCUCCACCGUGGACACGUCGGCCGUGGCCGCGUCCAUCGGCGCCCAGGUGUCGCAGCAGGCGCAGGAGCUCAAGCGCUCCGUCGUCAACGGCUCCGUGGAGCUGUCGACGCUGGGCUCCAUCGGCGCCGUGCUCAGCGUCGUCGUGAGCUGUCUGAACGUCCUGGGCAACAUCGUCAAGCUGUCGCCGACGCGAGCCGUGCUCAUGGUCUACUGCUUCGGCGGCGGCCUCGCGCUCCUGGCCCUCGAGGGCAUGCACAACGCGCCGCCCUUCGCACCCCCGAGCGCCCUGGCCUUCCUCCGGCGCUGGAAGCUCAAGCUCCGCACGGAGGCGCACGUGCUCACGACGCUCACGGGCCGGUCGCUGGGCUACGUCUUCGUCGGCUCGCUGCUCCUCGCGGACGGCGGCUCGUGGCUCGGCGCGCUCGUCGGGUUCUACUGCGUCUUCGUCGGCGGCGCCAUGCUCUACGUCGCGCGGUCCGCCGUGGCGAAGCUGCGCGACCUGCUGCCGGGCGCGUCGGAGGAGGAGCUCCUCGCCCAGUUCGACGCGCACGACGCCGACCGCGACGGCAAGCUCGCGGGCUCCGAGCUCGGCGCGCUCUGCGCGGCCUGCGGCGCGGCCCUGGCGCCGCGGGAGGUCGAGAGCGCUUUGCGCAUCCUCGACACGGACGGGAGCGGCCUCGUGGACCGCGAGGAGUUCGUCGCCUGGUUCAAGGGCGACAACUGGCAGCGCCACGUGGCGAACCUCUUAAGGGGCAGCCCCGCACGCAACACCAUGGACGCGCACCGCCGCCUGGCGGACAGCUCCGGCGAGCACAUGACGCAGUUCCUGAGCGUCGUCUGGGUCUUCCUCUUCGUCGGCGUCGUCUACUUCCUCUACGCGACGGCGGACCGGCGGCUCGUGCCGCUGCACACGAUCGUCCUCGUCGGCCUCGGCGCCUUCUCCAUGGUCGCCAUCCUGACGGUGGGCCCCUUCGACGUCGCGCUGACGCUCGUCGGCCGCCGGUCCGACAGCGACUCGACGCGCGUCGACAGCUUCGAGCGGCACAGCAAGGUCCUGCGGAAGAUGUACGUCGACGUCUACUGGAUCUGCUUCGCCAUGUCCCUCGCGGGGCUGCCCUACGCCGAGGAGUACGACGCGUCGGGCCACGUCGCCGCGCUGGGGAAGCUCCUCGACAGCGGGCGGCGCAUGGCCGUCAUGUGGCUCGCGAUGGGUUUGGGCGGCCUGCUCUUCCUCGGCUUGGUCCUGGGCUCCGGCGAGGUCGAGAGCGCCGACGCCUUCAACGUCACGCUCAUCGCCUGCAGCAACACGGCGAACUCGUUGGUCCUCGUGCUCCUGCUCGGCGUCGGCGCCGUCGAGCUGCCCAAGGCGCUGUGGAUCGCCGGCGACGCGGACCGCGACCUCGCGCGGUGCUACACGGCGGCGGCCUGCGAGUUCGCCAAUCUCAAGGAGGCGAGCGUCGCGUGCUCCAACGCCGCGGGCGACGCCAUCAAGACGCUCGAGGCCGUGGACAAGGGCCGCGCGCGCGAGGCGAAAAGGGGCGCGGGCGGCGACCUUUCCUUCUUCGCGGCCUUCUUCGACGUUUCGCUGGAGGCCUGCGCGGCGGCCCUCCGGGAGGACUGCGCGGCGCUCGGCGCCGACGGCUUCCGGAGCGGCGCCGCGGGCGCGGCCGCGAUCAACAAGCGCACGGGCGACACGGACGCGGACGCGGUCGCGGACUGCCGGCGGCGGCUCGCGGCCGCGCGCGCGGCCUACGCGUCGGCGCUGGGCGCCGUCGACAAGAUCAAGGCGCGCACCUUCUACCUCGAGGACCUCGUCAAGAGCCGCGACGCGGGGACGGUCGCCUGGAGCUUCGGCGCGCCGCCGUCGACGCGGAACGGCUGGCUCUGGCACUGCCGGGGCAAGCCGAUCCUGCUGAAGUGCGCCGCCGUCUGCGCCGCCGUCGCGUCGGCGUGCCUGCUCGUGUCCCAGAUCGGCGCGGCGACGGCGAACACGAGCGCCGCGCUGGACUGCAGCGCCUUCGCGGUCAUGGCGCGGAGCGGCGCGCGAAGGAACGGCGACUCGGGCGCCGCGGCCGCGAGCUUGUUGUGUUUGACUUAUAUGGUCGGGGUCUGCGGCACGGCCAUGGGGCUCGUGAAGCUCCGGGGGUUCUUGGACGUGAACACGUCCAAAAAAACGCCGCCGAAGGUCUUGUGCUUCGCCACGCGCAACUGCGGCAAACUCGCGGCGCCGCUGCUCUACAACUACCUUGCGACGCUCCACGAGGUCGGUUCCUCCGCCGCGCCGCCGCCUCUCCACGACGACGACGCGCGGCGCGACAUGCGCCUCGCCUUCGACCGCUUCUACAGCGCGAAGAUGGACGCGGUGACGCCCCACUUCGAUAGGGUCGCGGCGUCGCUCGUCGUCGUCGUCGCGUUACUACACGCGGGCAACAUGCUCAACCGGCUCCUCGUGGUCGCGAAGCUGCCGGGCUACCAGUUCGGCGCGGACCUCGCCGCCGUGGACGCGGGCGCGGUGCGCGAGGGCCGGGGCCGCCUCGACCGGGACCGGAAGCGUCUGGAGCACGCGGCGCAGCGCGCGGGCCACCGCGCCGCGCUGACGGCCGGGGCGCCCGCGGCCGCGACGCCGCCGAAGCCGCAGCGCCGGAGCAGCUUCCAGGCCGCGUCCGACGCCGUGCGCGAGCUCGCGUCGCCGGGCGUCGAGACGGCCAAGCUCCGCGACGAGCGGCUCCCGGACGAGCGGCGGGGCUGGCUCUCCAAGAAGGCGCCCGAGCACCUCCUCGCGGGCGUGUCCACGGGCUGGUCGAAGCGCUACUUUUGCCUCCGCGCGCCGGGCGAGCUGGCCUACUUCAAGCACGAGGGCGACGACGAGCCCGUGGGCGUCGUGGACCUGCGGCUCGUCGUCGGCGUCGGGGGCGCCGUCGACGACGCGGACGACGCGCGCUUCGACCUCGAGCUCGCGGACCGGUCCAUGAAGCUCAAAGCCUGCGACGGCGACGCGGCGAGCUGGAUCGCGGCGCUCCACGCCUGGCGGGACCGCGCCGUCGAGCGCGACGGCCUCUCGGGUUUGCUGGCCUUUGACACCGAAGAGGCCGCGCCGCCGCCGCUCGAGGGCGCGCUCGCGCUCAAGAAGCCCCACAAGUUCCGCGCCGACACCUGGGCGCGCCGCUACGUCGUCGUCGACGGGUCGAAGGGCGAGCUCGCGCUCUUCUACUCCGCGGCGGACGCGAAGGCGCCCGGCAAGCGGCCCUACCUCGCCUUCGACCUCCGCGUCUGCGGCGCCUUCGCCAAGCACGACAAGGGCGCCAAGAGCGACCCGGCGCGGUUUUCCGUCGACGUCGGCGACCACAGCGUCAAGCUCAAGGCGCCCACGGCCCAGGACGCGGACGCGUGGGUCGCGGGGCUCCGCAAGUGGCAGGACCACAUCCUCCUCGGCACGGCGGCGUCGAUGGUGGGCUUGGCCGUGGGCUCCUGGGACGGGGCGUUCGUGCCCGUCGGGGCGGCCGUCGGCGGCUUCCCGACGACGCGGGUGGAGGGCGACACCCUCAAGACCUGGGACGUGGGCGCGACGUCGACGGAGCGCGUGCAGCUGUCGCUGCAGAGCACGGGCCGGCCCGUGAAGGCCGACGUGCAGCUCUGGACGACGCCCUCGUACAUCCCGAGCAAGUUCAGCGUCUACACGGAGGACGGGAACCUCCGCCCGAUCCACGCCGUGAUCGAGACGCCGAUCCACCCGAAGACGGUGGCCGUGUACAACACGAACGCGGGCGAGUUCCCGUUCGAGGCGUGCGUCGCCGACACGGGCCUCGGCAAGGCCAAGGAGGCGCUCGCCUCCUUCGAGGGCACGCUCGUCCAGGGCGGCGCGAUCCGGUCGUACACCUUCGGCGCCGAGGUGGCGAGCGUCGCGGUGCUGCUCUCGUCGGCGGAGCUCGGCGAGCGCAACAUGAAGGCGCUCAUCGAGCUGACGUCGGGCCCCAACCAGGUCAAGCAGUUCUUCGAGAUCUACUGCUCCUCCGGCUACAAGAACCCCUUCUACGCCGUGAUCCAGACGCCCGACCCCGCCACGACCAUCCGCGUCAUCAACCAGAACACGGUCGAGUUCCCCUUCGAGGCGAAGGUCGUGGAGUGCGACGUGGCCGACGCGGCGGGGUCGCAGCCCGAAAUGGGCGGCGGCUCCUUCAGCGGCGGCUUGUUGCGCUGA